Molecule: messenger RNA, 405 nt
Organism: Porites lobata
Lineage: Eukaryota; Metazoa; Cnidaria; Anthozoa; Scleractinia; Poritidae
Source: the annotation of a GenBank genome assembly
AUGAGCAUUCAUCUCAUCUUCACUGUCGCCGCCGUCUUCGGUAGCUAUCUUGUGAUUAGAGCGUUUCACAAAUUUCAUAGUCUUCGAACUGCUUCUAACGUUAUUCUGGUAAGUUUGUCAACAGCUGACGGUUUACUGGCGAUUCCUUUGAUUUUCGGCAUCGUCCAAAUGAGUCUUAGACUGUUAAACGGCUCUGAUGCUGAGUGUAGCUCCGGUCCUCUUGGAAAAAUAACCUUCAUAUCCAGCUUCUUUCUCAUCUCCGUUAUAAUUCUUCACCUCGCGUUGAUAAGCGUAGAACGUUUAAUCGCCGUGAAGUUCGCCUUAAGAUACCACACCAUAGUAACCAAUCCUCGAGCACUGAUCGUUGCCUUGGCGAUGUGGUUUUUGCUGCGACCGUUACGAUAA